CUGAAAGGAUAAUCAUAAAAAAUCACCCGGAAAUUUCUCCGAAAUUUUCUGAUCGAUAUUUUCAUAAUUUUUUUCCGACGAGACCAACAUCAAACACGCCAUUUUUUCUUCUCACUGUCUCCAAAAUGAUGAGCUUCUUCAGAAUCCUCUCUUUGUUAUCUUCCAUUCUUCCUACUCUAUACUUAAGUCUUGCUUUCACCGGCGUCCAUGCAGCCCUUUUCGAGAUACAAAAUAACUGCUCCUACACGGUUUGGGCAGCUGCCGACCCUGGUGGGGGCAGGGAACUACAUCAAGGCCAAUCAUGGUUUAUCAACACGGAUCCUAACUUCGGCGACAUUGGCCGCAUAUGGGCUCGAACCAACUGCAACUUUAAUGUAAUCGGGAUGUGCAAAUGUGAGAGCGGAGACUGUGACGGUCUUCUCUACUGUGUGUCACGAGGUAAGACACCCGUUACAUUAGCAGAAUAUACUUUUGGCUCCGGCGGUAGCCAUAAGAGCACUGAUUUUUUUGAUAUUAGUUUGGUGGAUGGAUUCAACGUUCCUAUGGAAUUUAGAGCAACAUCUACUGGGUGCAACCAAGCGAUUAAGUGUGCGGCUGACAUCAAUCGUUUGUGUCCAACUGAGUUAAGGGACCCCGGUGGCUGUAAUCAUCCGUGUACAGUUUUCAAUACUGACAAUUUGUGCUGUCGUGGUAGCUUCUGUACUACCCCUGAGACUUCUGCAUCGGCGUACUUCAAGUUUUUUAAGGAUUUGUGCCCAAAUGCUUACAGUUAUGCCUUAGACUAUGCAACCACUACAUUUACUUGCCCUUCGGGAACUGAUUACAAGGUUGUGUUUUGCCCUCCAACAACUUAAUUUCUUCCUUGCCGUAAUUUUCCUGGAGGAAAUAGUAUUUGGGUUGUACCAGUCUGGUGCUAUAAUGGAUCAAAGUUUGCUUUUUCUUCAA
This is a messenger RNA of Pistacia vera, 945 nucleotides long. Its product is annotated as thaumatin-like protein. Lineage: Eukaryota; Viridiplantae; Streptophyta; Magnoliopsida; Sapindales; Anacardiaceae. Gene Ontology annotation, biological process: defense response. Gene Ontology annotation, cellular component: extracellular region. The coding region runs from base 126 to 854 and encodes 242 amino acids. The transcript has a single exon. The record is from RefSeq and is a predicted model, not a curated record.